CUUCAUCGCAACCUCGAGUCCUGUUUAUAACUCCGCGCUAGAUAUAAUCAAUGUCCUAAAACCGGUAGACGGUGGAUAGGUAGAGAGGGAAUAUUAAUGGAGCAGCAGGGAGAGGAGAAGAUGAAGAAGAAGGUGAUGGUGGCAAUUGAUGAGAGCGAGCUUAGCCACUACGCGCUAGAAUGGACCCUCGAAAAUCUUGGCAACACCAUUCAUAAUUCUGAGCUACUCGUCUUCACUGCACAGCCCACCACCAUUGAUUUUGGUUACACAAACAAUGUUCUCGAUCCAUUUUGUUUUACUCCUGAGCUGGUAGCAGCUAUACAAGAAAACUACAAGAAGGUGGCAUUGGUUUUGCUGGAUAAAGCUAAAGACAUCUGCGCCAACCAUGGGGUUGUUGCAGAGACAGUAACAGAGGUUGGUGAUCCUAAAAAGGCAAUAUGUGAAGCGGUAGAAAAAUUCAACAUCGAGUUUCUAGUACUAGGCAGUCAUGGUCGAGGAACUGUACAAAGGGCUUUCCUGGGAAGUGUCAGCAAUUACUGCGUUCAUAAUGCCGGAUGUACUGUUCUUGUUGUGAGGAAACCAAUUUGAACAUUUUUCAGUUAUGUAUGAUCUGUAGCUCUAGUGUGAAAAUUCCAUGAUAAUCCGGACUACUAUGUUAGGUUAGUCACUACUCGCAGUGUGCCUCACACUCUGAACUCUGAACUAAUUUCUUGUCUGCGAAGUUUUAAUACCCUGAAGCAUGUACUAUAUGGUU
Messenger RNA from Rosa chinensis, 754 nucleotides. Its product is annotated as universal stress protein A-like protein. The coding region runs from base 97 to 588 and encodes 163 amino acids. NCBI's taxonomy places the organism in Eukaryota, Viridiplantae, Streptophyta, Magnoliopsida, Rosales, Rosaceae. The transcript has 4 exons. The record is from RefSeq and is a predicted model, not a curated record.